AUGAUCCGCGUCGCCGUAUGGCCGCCCGCUCGCGGCGUGGGCGGCCGUCGCGCGUCGCCGGCCAUGUUGCAGGGGGCGUUGCAGAUCCAGCCGCUGAUGGGCCCCCUGGAGGGCGGCACGCUGGUCACCAUCGAGGGCAGCAACCUGGGCCUGCGCGAGGAGGACGUGCGCGACAACGUGUUCAUCGGCGACGUGCCGUGCCGCGUGCACGAGUACCACGUGUCCGUGCGGAUCACGUGCGUGACGGGGCCGGCGCCGCUGCGCCACGGCUCGCCCGACGCGGCCGACCUGCAGUUCCCCGUCAGGGUGACCACGCCCGCGGGCACCACGCAGUCCACGGUCAAGUUCACCUACACGAACGUGAGCGUGACGGGCGUGUGGCCGCCGCGGGGCCCCCUGUCGGGCGGCACCGUGCUCUCCGUCAGCGGCAGGUUCCUCAACGUGGGCUCGCACGUGGCGGCCACGCUGGACGACCUCCCGUGCGUCGUCAACAAGACGCAGUCGUCGUCGCACCGCCUCGUGUGCAUCACGUCGCGGGCGGCGGGCGCGCACGAGGGCGGCGGCGAGGCGGCGCGGGCGGUGCGGACGCUGGUGGUGACGGUGGACGGCGCGCGGCGCACCCUCGCGGCGCCCUACACGUACACGCCCGACCCGCAGGUGUUCGAGCUGAAGCCCCUGCGCAGCCCCUGGGGCGGCGGCCGCCUCGUGACGGUGCACGGCUCCAACCUGGACGCCAUCCAGGCGCCGCGCAUCACCGUCAACCUCUUCGAGAAGGUCCUGAACUCGUCGGCGUGCCGCGUGCUCAGCCCCGGCCAGAUGGAGUGCCCGUCGCCGCCGCUGGACCGCGACGCCGUGCUGGCCAUCCUGGAGGCCCACGACUCGCUCCGACGCAGGCGCCGCAGCCGCAGCCGCAGGUCGCACAAGGCGCAGCGGUCGCCGCGGCGGCGCGACCACGACGGCGACGAGGUGGGCGUGGACGUGGGCUUCGUGAUGGACGGCGUGCUGUCGGUGCUGCACCUGCGGAAGCACUUCCCGGGCGUGCGCUCGCGCCUCGUGUACCUGGCCGACCCCCUCUACUACACCUUCUCGCACGGCGUCAAGCUCUACAAGGGCGACACGCUCGUGGUCGAGGGCGAGCACAUCAACGACGCGGCCGACGAGAGCGACGUCCGCGUCACCAUCGGCAGCGCCGUCUGCAACGUCACGUCCCUGGCCGCCACGCAGCUGGUGUGCACGCCCCCCGAGGACCAGCCGGCGCCCACGGACGAGCGCGGCGUGUCCACGCCGAGGCUGCCGCUCGUGGUGGUGCACGUGGGCCAGUACCUGCGCUACCCGCUGGGCGUCCUGCGCUACGAGCGGCACCGGCGCUUCCCGCUCACGCCCGAGGGCAUCGCGGGGCUGGCCGGCGGCGCGCUGUUCCUCGUGCUGGCGUCCUUCGUGGUGCUGGCCGUGUACCGGCGCAAGUCCUCGCAGGCGGAGCGCGUCUACAAGCUCAUGCAGCUGCAGAUGGACAGCCUCGAGAGCCACGUGCGCACCGAGUGCAAGCAAGCCUUCGCCGAGCUACAGACCGACAUGACCGACCUCACCGCCGACCUGGAGUCUUCGGGGAUCCCGACAUUGGACCACCGCGCCUACGUCAUGAAGGUCUUCUUCCCCGGCGUCGUCGACCACCCCAUCCUCGCUGACCCCAAGGUACGUCGGGCGCGCGCGCACGGCCCCCGCACCAACUACGACGUGGCCAUGCUGCAGUUCGAACAGCUGAUCGGCAACAAGCACUUUCUCCUGUCCUUCAUCGACACCCUGGAGUCUCAGAAGUCCUUCAACAUCAGAGACAAGGUGAACGUGCGUCCCUGGGUGACGAUGCUCCUGAUGGGCCGCAUGGAGUACCUGACGGAGGUGUUGCGGUGGCUGAUGCUGCGGCUGUGUCAGCGGGCUGCGGCCACCAAGCACCCGCAGCUGAUGCUCCGCCGGACAGAGGCGUCGAGCAAGAUGCUCACCAACUGGCUGGCGCUCUGCAUGUACGGCUAUCUGAAGGACGACGCCGGCACCGCCCUGUUCCUGCUGUACAAGGCCAUCAAGCACCAGGUGGAGAAGGGCCCCGUGGACGCCCUCUCCCACGACGCCCGCUACUCUCUCUCGGAGGAACGCCUCCUCAGGGAGCAGGUCGACUUCAGCCCUGUGAACAUCCACCUGCUUCAUGAUGAUCCUCACUAUGAAAAAAUUCCCUACCAGACCACCUACAGUACGCUGGCCAUGUACGCCGAGGAGUACGAGGAGAAGGUGCAGGUCAAGGUCCUCGACUGCGACACCAUCACGCAGGUCAAGUCCAAGAUCCUGGACGCCCUCUACCGCAACACGCCGCAGUCCCUCCGACCGUCCGUCCACGAGGUCGACCUUGAAUGGCGACACGGGCGGCCGCGGGUCACCCUCAGCGACGAGGACCGCACCACGCUGACGGGCGCGGCCGGGUGGCGCCGAGUCAACCACCCUCGCCACUACGGCGUCAGGGACUCAGCUGUCAUGGCGCUGAUCCCCGGCAGAACGACUCCUUCUCGUCCAACUGUGAGCACAGGCUACUACUCAUACGCUAACAGUGUGUCACCCUUGAACUCUCCUGUAGUCGAGGGUGGCGUCGGCGGCGACGGCGGCAGCGGCACCAUGGGGCGCGGCGGCGGCGGCGGCGGCCCCGGCGUGCAGUUCUACCACCUGGUGCGCACGCCGGAGGACUCGGCCUCGGGCACCCUGGGGUCGUCGCGGGACGGGCGCGACCGCACCUACGGCACCCACAAGGCCAUCCCGGAGAUCUUCCUGACGCGGCUGCUGUCCACCAAGGGCACCGUGCAGCAGUUCGUGGACGACUUCUUCCGGACCAUCCUGAGCGCCAACGACGGCCUCCCGCCGGCCGUCAAGUGGCUCUUCGACCUGCUGGACGACGCCUCGCGCGCCCACGGCAUCACCGACCCCGAGGUCAUCCACGCCUGGAAGUCCAACUGCCUCCCGCUGCGCUUCUGGGUCAACUUCAUCAAGAACCCCGACUUCAUCUUCGACAUCGCCAAGACGCCCACGGUCGACUCGUGCCUCUCGGUCAUCGCGCAGACCUUCAUCGACGCCUGCUCGACGGCCGAGCACCGCCUGGGCAAGGACUCGCCCUCCAACAAGCUGCUCUUCGCCAAGGACAUCCCGCGGUACCGGGCGCAGGUGAAGAGCUUCUACAGCGACGUGUCGAGCGCGCAGCCGGUGAGCGAGCAGGAGCUGGGCCAGCACAUGCAGCAGCUCUCGGCCGCCCACCAGGGCCACUUCGACAACCUGGCCGCCCUCAAGGAGCUCUACAUCUACGUCACCAAGUACCACGAGCUGAUCCUGGAGUCGCUGGACGCGGACCCGUACUGCCGCAAGCUGAGCCUGGCGCACCGCCUGCAGUCCAUCGGCUACAUCCUGGAGUCGUACAGCCACGCGGGGCCGGUGGCGCCCAUGCCGCCCCUGCAGCUGGCGGGGCAACUCUCCGAGCUGUGAACGCCCACACCAUGACGCCGCCCGCGGUCUCUCCUCCAGGGACGCCCACCAGUGAACGCCCUCGCGACGCGCGCCCGACGGCAGACACUCUCCGUGGACACGAACCCUUUUUAUAGCAAAGACUUGGAAGCAGCUUCCGCGGGCCCGCGCGGGCGCCGCCGCCGCCCCCCCUAGUGCAAUAAGACGGCCCGCGCGGCUGCUUCGGACUCCCUGUGUUGUGUGGCGACAUGCAAAUGCAAUUUGUAUUGGAAUUUUUAAUUAUUUUUGACGAACGGUUUUGUUGUUUGAUGAAGAGGAAACCCCUUUUUCCAUGCAAGCGAUGGAAGCCUCCUUUUUUACGACGGUGAUCACUGUACAUAGUUGAGACAAUCCGAGGGCGGGCGCCGCGCCGCCCGCGAGAGACCCUCUGCCCGCACGGCAAGCUGAAUGUGAUACUUGGGAUUUCAUAUUUAUGUGUUAGUCGCUGUGUUCUAGUGCUAGUGCCUAAGGAUACAAUGUUCCUUGUUUUUCAUUGAAGUGCUUAUCAGUCACUCCUCACGUGCAAACAGCCUUGGGCGCCGCCGGGCUCGUCCGGGCGGCGCCGAACGAGCGGAAAUCUGGUCUGCUGCGGAUGAGCGAAAACACUCGUGAAUAUUUCUUUUCUUUCUGUUUGUACAUACACACUUGUCUUUCUCUCUCUCUCUCUCUCUCUCUUUCUUUUUAUAUAAGCUCCUUAACAAGAUGGGGAUUAAUAGUAAUGGAAGCGUAAGAGUGGAUGUUUGUAGUUUUUUUUUUUUUUUUUUUGCUCUACACAGCCGUAAGCAAUGUAAGGAAACAAUACAUUUAGUGAGUUUAUGCAUUUUAUACUACUUUUUACAGUUGCUUUUAAUUUUUGUUUUGUCUUUCGAGGGGGGGGGGGAAGAAGUGAAGAUGAAGAAGAGCAAAAGAGAAGCGAUCUCUUGAACACAUGCCUCGUCUUUAUAUAUGAAGCUUGGUGCUAAAAAAAAAAAAAAAAAAAAAAAAA
Molecule: messenger RNA, 4516 nt
Organism: Penaeus vannamei (Pacific white shrimp)
Lineage: Eukaryota; Metazoa; Arthropoda; Malacostraca; Decapoda; Penaeidae
Source: RefSeq, a predicted model, not a curated record